This is a messenger RNA of Gracilinanus agilis (Agile Gracile Mouse Opossum), 2154 nucleotides long. RefSeq names its product cleavage stimulation factor subunit 3-like. Gene Ontology annotation, molecular function: mRNA binding; protein binding. The record is from RefSeq and is a predicted model, not a curated record. The coding region runs from base 1 to 2154 and encodes 717 amino acids. NCBI's taxonomy places the organism in Eukaryota, Metazoa, Chordata, Mammalia, Didelphimorphia, Didelphidae. Gene Ontology annotation, biological process: mRNA 3'-end processing. The transcript has a single exon. Gene Ontology annotation, cellular component: nucleus.
AUGUUUGUUAACGGAGCCUCUGAGCAUGUUGCUGAAUACAUCCCAGAAAAAGUGAAGAAAGCAGAAAAGAAACUAGAAGACAAUUCAUAUGACCUUACCGCUUGGAGCAUUCUGAUUAGAGAGGCACAGAGUCAAUCUAUAGAAAAAGCACGAAAGACACAUGAACGCCUUGUUGCUCAGUUCCCCAGUUCUGGCAGAUUCUGGAAACUGUACAUUGAAGCAGAGAUUAAAACUAAAAAUUUUGACAAGGCUGAAAAGUUAUUUCAGAGAUGCCUUAUAAAAGUUUUACAUAUUGACUUGUGGAAGUGUUACCUGACAUAUAUCAGAGAAACCAAGGCUAGACUCCCCAGUUUCAAAGAAAAAAUGGCACAAGCAUAUGACUUUGCUUUGGAUAAAAUUGGAAUGGAGAUUAUGUCUCAUCAAAUUUGGAUGGAUUACAUCAAUUUCUUGAAAGGGGUGGAAGCUAUUGGAUCUUAUGCAGAAAACCAAAGAAUAACAGCUGUUCGAAGAGUUUAUCAACGUGGUUGUGUUAAUCCAAUGAUCAAUAUUGAGCAACUUUGGAGGGACUAUAAUAAAUAUGAAGAGGGCAUCAACGUACAUCUAGCUAAAAAAAUGAUUGAUGAUAGAAGCAGAGAUUACAUGAAUGCAAGACGUGUGGCAAAGGAGUAUGAAACAGUCUUGAAAGGUUUAGACCGCAAUGCUCCUUCAGUACCUCCACAGAAUACUCCCCAAGAAGCUCAGCAAGUAGACAUGUGGAAGAAAUACAUCCAGUGGGAAAAGAACAAUCCACUCCGAACAGAAGAUCAUACACUCAUAACAAAAAGGGUGAUAUUUGCAUAUGAGCAGUGCCUGCUAGUGCUGGGUCAUCACCCAGAUAUUUGGCACGAAGCUGCCCAGUACCUGGAGCAGUCCAGUAAGCUGUUGGCUGAGAAAGGGGACAUGAACAAUGCCAAAUUAUUUAGCAAUGAAGCUGCUAAUAUAUACGAAAGAGCUAUCAGCUCUUUACUGAAGAAAAAUAUGCUACUUCAUUUUGCAUAUGCAGAUUAUGAAGAAAGCCGAAUGAAAUACGAGAAGGUACAUAGCAUAUACAAUCGACUUCUGGUUAUUGAAGAUAUUGAUCCUACUCUGGUUUAUAUCCAGUAUAUGAAAUUUGCAAGGCGAGCAGAAGGCAUCAAAGCUGGAAGAAUGGUAUUUAAAAGAGCAAGAGGAGACACUAGAGCACGCUACCAUAUCUAUGUUUCUGCAGCAUUAACGGAGUACUACUGUAGUAAAGAUAAAAUAGUGGCCUUUAAGAUUUUUGAGCUGGGGUUAAAAAAAUAUGGGAACAUUCCAGAUUAUGUAUUAGCCUAUAUUGACUACCUCUCUCACCUUAAUGAGGACAAUAAUACACGAGUUUUGUUUGAACGAGUAUUGACAUCUGGAGUCCUUCCACCUGACAAAUCUGGAGAAAUCUGGGCCAGAUAUCUAGCUUUUGAAAGUAGCUAUGGUGAUCUAGUCAGUAUCCUGAAAGUGGAGAAGAGACUGUUCACAGCGUUCAAGGAAGAAUAUGAAUGCAAGGAAACAGCCUUACUGGUUGAUAGAUACAAGUUCCUGGAUUUGUAUCCCUGCUGUACAAGUGAACUAAAGGCUUUUGGCUAUAAAGAUGUUUCUCGGACCAAGCUAAGGACCAUCAUUCCUGACCCCAUGGUAACUCCUUCUGUAGGGUCUGUUCUUAAAAAUGAAGAGGAUAGAAAACCUAAAUACCCCAGGCCAGACGUCCGGCAGAUGAUACCCUUUCAGCCAAGGCACGUCGCACCCCCAGGCUUACACCCUGUGUCUGGUGGAGUGUUUCCAGUGCCACCUGCUGCUGUACUUUUAAUGAAACUCCUCCCUCCUCCAGUCUGUUUCCAGGGUCCUUUUGUGCAAGUAGAUGAAUUGAUGGAAAUUUUCCGAAGAUGUGAGAUCCCAAGCACUCUUGAUGAAGCUGUGAGGAUCAUUACUGGAAGAGAACCGUACCGGGCCAGGGACCGGAACAAUUUUCUGGAAAGCAGUGACACACUGAAAAGAGUAGCCAAACGACCCAAUGAAGACAUGAAUGAGGAAGAAAGAAAACACAAAGCAAGGCCACCCGUCCACGACAUCUACAGAGCCCGGCAACAGAAGAGAAUCCGGUGA